CCAGGGCGGCGGAGCCCGGACCUGGCGGAGCCCGAGGCCGCGCUGAGGGGCUGCUCCGCGCCGGGUGUGCGCUCGGAGCCGCGGCCCGCGGGCUCUCGCCCUGCCCCGGCUGCGGGAGCGCGUUCGGCUCGGCUCCGCUCCGCGGGAUUCUUGCGCCGCGUGUUUUGGCUGUGAUUUGUGUGUGAUUGUCAUUGUGGUGUACCACAGUGAAGAGGUAUUUUUCACUUCAAAAUACCUUGCAUUUAAAGAUCAUGGUAGACAGUUUAAUAGUUUCUUUGAGACUUCUCAGUUCCCUAGCAGUGCUGGGAUUUCAGCUUGUCAUCCCACAGCCUUCAAUUGAACACAGAAAGGUUCCGCAGAGGAUAGAGGAGCAAGGCGAUGGCGCCGAGGACAGCGGCGGCGGCGUGCCGGGCCUGUGGGGCAGCUGGGGCCCCUGGUCCGCCUGCUCGCGGAGCUGCAGCGGCGGGGUCAUGGAGCAGACGCGGCCCUGCCUGCCCGCCUAUUACCGGGAGCGCGGCUACCGCCGGCCCGGCCGCCACUUCCCGGCCUCGGAGCGCGCUCUGCCCCACCCCAGCGCCCACCACGAGGACUCGCUGUCCGCCUACCCCGGCCACGUCAUCUCGGCCAUCCGCACCUCGGUGCCGCUGCACAGGAACGAGGAGCAGCCGUGGGCCGCGCUGCGGAACAGCAGCCAGGCCGGGCGGGCGGCGCUGAGGGGCAGCCGGCACUCGCAGGGCCCGCGGCACAGCGCCAGGCCGGACAGGAGAAGCAGAAACAAAAAUCCUAUUGGUCCAGGAAAGUAUGGCUAUGGAAAAGUGCCAUACAUUUUACCUUUACAAACUGAUACUGGCCAGCAGCCUCAGAAGCUGCGGAGGCAGCGACAGUCGUCGAGGAGCCUGUUCCACCAGAGCCCCUACAGCCAGGCAGCUGCUCCUUCCCUGCAGCACGGCAACCUCUACCAAGAGCCAGCUGGGCCUCAGGCAGGACACCAAGUCCUGGGGCCCUCUGUUUAUCAGUCCCCUUCGUUCCCUGUGUCCCAGAGCCUGUUCCACGGCGGUGACUCCAGCCCUCAGGCCCUGCAGGGCCAGCCCCAGCCCCAGAGGGCUGCAGCCAUCGUGUGCAUUGGUGCCUACAAGCAAUACAAACUCUGCAACACAAAUAUGUGUCCUGAAAGCAGCAGGAAUAUUAGAGAGGUACAGUGUGCAUCAUACAAUAACAAGCCAUUUAUGGGUCGAUUUUAUGAAUGGGAACCUUUUGCAGAAGUGAAGGGGAGUCAGAAGUGUGAGCUGAACUGCCGGGCCAUCGGCUACCGCUUCUACGUGCGCCAGGCGGAGACGGUGAUCGACGGCACCCCCUGCGACCCCAACGGGACGGCCAUCUGUGUGGCAGGGCAGUGCAAGAGCAUUGGCUGUGACGACUAUCUGGGUUCUGACAAGGUGAUUGACAAGUGUGGAAUAUGUGGAGGGGACAACACUGCUUGCAAAGUUGUGUCUGGAGUUUUCAAACACACGCUAACAAAUCUUGGCUACCACAAGAUAGUGGAAAUUCCUGAAGGAGCUACUAAAAUCAACAUUACUGAGAUGUCAAAGAGCAACAACUAUUUGGCCCUGCGGAGCCGCUCGGGACGCUCCAUCAUCAACGGCAACUGGGCCAUCGAUCGCCCGGGCAGGUACGAGGGCGGUGGCACCAUGUUCACCUACAGACGCCCCAACGAGAUCUCCAGCACCGCAGGGGAGUCCUUCCUGGCUGAUGGGCCAACAAAUGAAGUCCUUGAUGUCUAUAUGAUUCAUCAGCAGCCUAACCCUGGUAUACAUUAUGAAUAUAUCAUUCCAGGAGACAAUGUCAUUAGUCCUCAGUUGCUUGCUCACAGGAGGCCAGGGGAGCCACUGAAUGGUCAGUUAGGAAUGCCAGAAAGUACAAGUCAUGAGGAUGAGGAUUUGCAUAGAGAGACAGACAUUCUCACUGGACAGUCAGCUGGAACUUUUCCAGUUAUUCAGCCAGGAAGAUUUCCUUCUCAUCAGCCAGAAAACCAGGUGCCUGCUAUGCAACCACCGAGACAAAACCGGGAACACAACUGGAAACAGGUUGGAAAAACUGAGUGCACUACUACAUGUGGGAAAGGAUCACAGUACCCAAUUUUCCACUGCGUCAACAGAAUCACUCACGAGGAGGUACCCGAGGGUUACUGUGACAGCAGCACCAAACCCAUUCCAGAAGAGGAGGCCUGCAACCUCUUCCCAUGCCCUGCUUUCUGGGAUAUAGGAGAGUGGUCUGAGUGCAGCAAAACCUGCGGGCUGGGAAUGCAGCACCGGCAGAUCCUGUGCCGGCAGAUCUACGCCAACCGCACGCUGACAGUGCAGCAGUACCGCUGCCAGCACCUGGAGAAGCCUGACACCACCAGCACCUGCCAGCUCAAGAUCUGCAGCGAGUGGCAGAUCAGGACAGAGUGGACCUCAUGUUCAGUGCCUUGUGGAGUGGGGCAGAGGACUCGAGAUGUGAAGUGUGUCAGCAACCUUGGGGACAUUGUUGAUGAUGAGGAAUGUAACAUGAAGCUGCGGCCAAAUGACAUCGAGAACUGCGACAUGGGCCCCUGUGCCAAAAGCUGGUUCCUUACAGAAUGGAGUGACAGGUGCUCCGCGGAGUGCGGGGACGGGAUCCGCACGCGCUCCGUGGUCUGCAUGACCAACCACGUCAGCAGCUUGCCUCUGGAAGGCUGUGGCAACAACAGACCCUCGGAAACAACGCCCUGUAACAAUGGGCCCUGCGCUGGGAAAGUGGAGUGGUUUGCUGGGGGCUGGACACAGUGCUCUACUGAAUGUGGUAGUGGAACUCAGCAGAGAGAAGUAAUUUGUGUUAGGAAAACUGAGGGUAAUUUUGAUGUUUUGAACCCCUAUGAAUGUUCAUAUUUGGAAAAACCUCCCAGCCAGCAAUCCUGCUACCUCAAACCAUGUGGAUCUAAGUGGUUUCAUACAGAAUGGAGCACAUGUUCCAAGUCCUGUGAAGGAGGAUUUCGGGUUCGGGAGGUGCGGUGUCUGUCGGAUGACAUGGCAGCCAGUUCUCAGUGUGAUCCACAGCUCAAACCUGAAGAGAAGGAACCAUGUAAUACGCAGGAUUGUGUCCCUGAAAUAGAUGAGAACUGCAAGGAUAAAUACUACAACUGCAACGUGGUGGUCCAGGCGCGGCUCUGUGUGUACACCUACUACAAAACAGCCUGCUGUGCCUCCUGCAGCCGCGUGGCAAACCGACAGCCAGGCUUCCUGGGCCGCAGAUAACACAGCCUGCUCUGCUCGCAGCACAGGGCCACUUCACCUGGAGCUUGGGCAGCGCUGCUCUCGCUGCAGCACUUGGAGCUUCUUAGAGAUGGGGUUUAUAUUGCUGAGUGCAUCAAGACUUUGGUUAAAUCUCACACCCUUUCAGUUACAGUUAUUGUGCAGUUAUCUCUUUUAGGAUGUUUGUUGUAAAAUCGUGAUUUUUUUAAAGCGUUCAUUUUUAAUGAUACUAUUAUUUGCACCUGCUCAUCAGAUACUUAUUUAAGGAACAUACUGGCCUUAAGAUUGUGAAAUUAAUGAAAACUAAAAUCAAUUGCAGGCAAUUACUGGAGAUAAUUGACCAGUAUGAAUGCAGCUGCUCCAUUAUUUUCUGAGUGCUUACUUGGUGUUUUGGACUUUGCCUUAAGUUAAGAGGACUAAAUCAAUGAAACAUGCAUGAGAAAAAUGACUUCCCAAAGAACCAGACCCUUGAAAAGCAUUUAUCAUCAGUUUCCUAGCACUCUAACGUACAUUUUUAACUACUUCAGUCCAUUAUUACUUCAUAAUAAAUCGGAGUCACUGUUAAGGUCUCACAAUUGUCCUUUCAAGUGAUGUCCUGUCCUUAGGCAGCAAAUAUAUACACACUUGACUGCCAGAAGGUGCCUUUAUAUUUAAUUCAUAAACUCAUGAAGAUAGACUUUUAUAAUUUUGUAUGGAUUUUAAAAUAUGUUCCCUACCAGAGUGACACUAGUGUCUAGCUCUUUAAGUCUUUAACAGCUGCAGCUGUUAGUGAGACAGGUUAACCAGAAAGGUGAAGAGCCUUUGCUGGUAUAAAAAGUGAUUGUUUCCAGUGGUGAGGUCUCUUUUUUCUGUAGGGGACUUAUUUCAGAACUGGGAUCUUGCCUAAUUCUUCUCUCUGCACUAUUGCUUAACAACUGCCAAACCAAAGUACUUUGUUCAGACCUAGUCUGGAUAUGUCACCAGUUUCUGAAACAACCACCAAAGGAGAGAGGCCUGUGUGCCUUAGAGCAGUCUGUUACUCCUGGUAUCAGGCAGCAGUAUGAGUCUGGUAGCUGAGUAUCUGUACAAAGGGGAUCUUAGCUAUUGGCAUUCUUCAGGUUUUGAUCAGUUAUUACAACAUACUUGUCUUUUUUUGCUCAGUGUUUCAUUGCUCAGAUCUAUUCAUACCACUCAUUUCCUAUUACUUAAGAAUGGCUGCAGACUUAGAGCUGAAUUUAAGUGGUGAUUUUUCAUUUCUGCAAUUACUGUACUAAGCCUUGAGACUUGCUAAAGGCAAAUAGUAUACUAUGCAGUGCAGAUGAGGUUUUGCAUUAUCUGCUUGUUUUCUAGCCUUUAUUUGAGAGGUCUUUCAAAUGUGUAAAUAAGGCUGAGGGGAAAAAAAUAAACCCUUCUGCUUAUUCAGCUGUUUAUUACAGCAUAUUGCUUGUAAAUUAGUGGUGCCCAUCUAUGCAUCUGUUCCUAAAGUGCCUGAUGUCCGAGUUGCGAAGCAGCUGGAAUAAUCUAUGUUUGGUCAAUCCCAGAGGUGUGGUUAGGGUAUCCUGCCACUGAUGCAGAGCCAUGUUUGAACCUCAUUGUAUAUCCUUUUCUUCUUGCUGCUUCGGUGGAGAGGAAUGCUGGGAGGGGAAGAAGGUUGCUAGGUGUGAAAGCAGUCACAUCAGUUAAUGCCACAGCAAGGUGGAAUUCCUGUAGUCUAAAAGCUGCCUUGCAUUGAGAUUAAAUUCUGAAUGUUUUGAUUUGGUCAGUCUUGAAAAAUAUAUUUUGGACAUGAUGAACUACUACUGUUUGACUGCAUGAAAUGAAGAAGUGUUUCCCCUAAAAUCUGGAGGUACUCUUUGUAUGUACAACUAUAAAUUGUUGUAUGUCAGCCAAAAAUGUUAUUGGCUGUUUCUGUACACUUUGACUUGGGCUUUUUCACUGUAAAUAAUAGACAUAUUGUUAGAAACAGAAACUCUAAUUAGGAAACUUCAAGUUCAUUAGUCUUUCACAGUCCUCCUAUUUCCUUGUACUACAAAGACUUAUCCACGAAGAUAACUUACAGAUUUGUUAUCAUAUUAUGUUCCUUAGAUUCUUGACCAAAGAAUGAUACAGAUAAAGUGCAGUGUAAACAGCUCUGGAAUCCAGUACUUCUGAAUACAGAUUUUCAUCUCUGUAUCUCGUUGCAGCAAAUCUUGACAUACAUUAUAUAAUUUUUGCUGUUAUCUCUUUCAUCCCAAGGAAGUGUUUCCUGUCAGCUUGAGGGAAAUACCUGUUUCAUAACAAGGCUUCCUGGAAACCCCAAGGCAAAUGAGAUGCAGAGGGAAUCUGGUUUGCAGUCAUAGAGCAAAUUCUUCUUACACAUGCUUUGGCUGUGAGACCAUCAGUGACUCAGCACACAGAUAGAUCCCCUAUUUUAUAAAAUCUGUUAUUUUACUCUGGAAUAUAUGGCCAUUAGCUUAUUUUACAAAGAUGAUCAUUUUGUAGGCCCUGUUAAGCUGCCACUAAUAGUGUUUGUGUAAAUAGUGUUUGUGACAGCUAUCAAGGAAUAUAUACAUACACACAGAAGUAUAACCCUGUAUUGCAUCUAAAGUAUGCAGUUUUGUGAAUUGAAUGUGGAGAGCUAUGGUUAUACAAAUUGUGCUUUAUUUUUAAGUAAAGAGACAUUUUUCAGAUGUACCUGAUUAAACAAACUGGUUUAACCUAAUGAAAUAUCUAAUGAUAAGUAAACAUUAAUGGAAAGAAAAGUACCAGAAUGCUGCUGAACCUAAUCGUUUAUCAUCUCUUCUCAUGUGUCAGCAUUAUUAAAAUAGUUGUUCCUGCAAAAUGAACUAAUGAGCCCUUUUCAUCAGCGCUUUGAUAUACUAAUAUUGUCUGCACAAGUGCUGUGCUAAGAUUUCACCAUCUCACAAAGCAUGAUUUUGAAAUUGUGCCUAUAGCAACUGUUUGUUCUAAUAGAGCAGUGCCCCAACUUAGGAUGAUGCCUGCAGGGGAUUUGACUUUAUUUUCUGUAAGUCAAAGAUGGCCUUAAUGAAUGUAGUAGACAUAGAGCAGAUGUGAAACCAGUAUAAGUAAGAAAUUAUGUGUAUUAUCAAUUGCAAAUAUCAAUUAUGCACACUUCUGAUUUUUAAUGUUUUAAUUUCUUUUUCUGACAAUUUAACAUCAGUCCAAAACAUGCAGAAUAGUGGAAAAAAAUGCUUCCUUGCCUUGAAGAUGCCUUAUGCAAUCCAGGAAGACCAGAGUAAGUUAGAUAUUUUAUUGAAAGAGUCCAGCUGCUUCUGGGGUAAAAUCUGAUACAACUUCUAUAUCUUACACACAUGCAGCGGGCCAAAAUAAACUUCAUCCAGUGCAGGCCCUGCAUCUCAAAGCACUUUCCAUUUGGAAUGGAGGAUUCCUGGUGCAGUUGUUAUCAGCUUACCAAGGGCUUGUCAGGGUUUACUUGCUCCUGUGCAAUGUCAUCUUCAAGCAUAUGUAGGUAGAAUUCCUUGUGUACACCAAAAGCACACCAAAUUUGAGAGACUGAAUUCAUGGAGUCCUCCCUUCCUCUCCCAGAAGAUGGUGUGAAAGUGUGAGGGUUGCUCCUGUGGGAAUGACCCUGUGGAUGUGUCUGCCUUGGCCAGCAGUGAGGCAGUCAGUGUUUGCUUUGGUGUCUGUGACCUUCAGCCCCCAGGGCUCUGAGCAGGGAAGGGCUGGUUAGGGGGCAGGGAGUGCUGGGGAGUGCACCUGGGUGUGCUGCAGGACCACCUCAGAAUCCCUGCACAGGGAUCUGCUGGCUUCCUCAUUUCACACGUAAAUGUCCUGCUUUUUCCUGCUUCAGCAGACUGAGAACUUUGUGUAUGAAUAAAGCAGUGUUUAAUGCCACUGCUAGAUCCAGUGUUACGGCAGUGGGGUGCAGCCUUGUAUCAGUCACAGAGUCCGUAGGCCUGGGCAGUGCCAGUGCUCAUCACUGAGGAGGAAGGAGGGGCGUGCUCAAACAGCCCAUGGCUCGUGUAGGGCUCGUACAGGAGGCUUGGCCUCCUCUCUUUGUAACAUGUACCACUGUAAGUAGUGAAAUGUGCCUUUUAGGGCUUUGUUUUUCCCCAUCCUCAUCCUGGCCUAUCUCCCUUUUACACCAACACCAAUGCUUCUCCUCUCCUUCUUAUCUCACUUUCCUCCCUUUGUCCUUUGGAUGACAAAUUUUGCCAGAAUUACUGAAAAUCCUGAACUGGCCUUUGGUUUAUAAGAAUCUGUGUUAGAAAGAAGCCCAGCUGUUAAGAGAGCUGUAUUUUUGCCAGCCCCUGGAUUUUUGUGUCUGUGCAUAUCCAUGCUGGCUAGUUUAAAACGCACAGUAGUAAAGGACAUCUGAAUUAAUUCCUGUGCAGUGAACCUGUGGUUGCACAGCUGCUGAAGUCUGUGGUGGCCCUUUAUUCUCUAAUGUAACAUCUCUUGCACAGAAAUAGUUGUGGUCCUCACAAAGGAAAAGUUGUGUGUUUACCUGGUUUUCUUGAGACUGGGUGUCUCUGACUUCUUAGGAGCUGUUCUGUGUAUUGGGCAGAUAAUUCAUGUGCAUGCCUGGAAUUGGAACAAAAACCAUGAAAUUUUGAACAUGAAAGUAAACGUCAUUUAUUUCUAAACUUACAGAAUGUUUGUAGGACAUUAAAUUAGACAUUGUUUAGAAAACAGAGUAAAAUAAUUAUUUCUAUAUCAGAAAUGAAAAAUCAUCCACUAGAUAUUUUCAAUAUAUUUUAAAGCAAACUUGUAAUCAUUAUGAUAUUUCACUGUGGGCAAAAUUCAGAACUGGGGGAAAGGGAGAAAAUUCCAUUUAAGAGAAUUCAUAGCAGACCUAAAUUUGGUUCUUUACUUUUCACCUUUUAAUAACCAGAAGUUCAGAGGAGCAAGAGUUCCCAGUUUUCUACAUCCCCAUAUACUGUGAUUGGAUACAGAUAAGUACCAACAUACCUGGAGAGGAGGGGAGCUUAAUUCUGAUGGACCAUUGACCUUUCAGCACAUCAUUGCUGCUGACCUGUUUUUCCACACUGUGUUUGGUCUCUUGAGACCAGUGGCCUUGGCAGGGGUUGGGUACAUACGAGCUUCUGAAGUCCCAUCAUAGUCACUCAGGAUCUACAGAGAGGAUCAGGAAGGACGGGAGACAAAAGAAACCCUAACUUUUUUAAUAUGUAUAAAAUUGUCUAUUUGACCCUCAUAAUUGAUUUUGGCAGAAGGAUAUACUUUAUUAUAACUUAUUUUGUUGUUAUUUGUAAAUACAAGAUGUUUAUGGGAAAUAUGUAAUUCUGAGCUGUGUCUAUGGAACAAGCCACUGCACCAAAAUAUUUCAAAUAUUUAGAAUAGGCAGAUUUUUUUAUUAAAAGGGACCUAAUAUGUAUUUAUUUACAUAUACCAUUCAAAUUUUGUCCAGCUUUUUCAUUAUACUAACCCAUCUUUUUAGGGAAUUUUAUAGCACAGGUAUUACAUAUAUAUUUUUGUAUAUAUGUCAUACUGUAAAUCCAUAAUACAAUUUUCUAAACUUUCUGAUUAGCCAGUUCCUUGAGUGAAUUAAAGGGGGAGAGCAUAAGCAAAUUGCUUUCUGACUCGUUCAGGAAUAUAUAUCCGUGGCAAUGUACCUGAACCAGAACUGUACAGCAUCAUUUUCAUAUUGUAUACAUUUUCUCUUUGAUGAAAAAAUGUUAACUAUUUUUGUUUAUGACUAAUUUAUUUUUUAUUAUUGUGGAAAAUAAAGUAACUCAAGAUG
Molecule: messenger RNA, 8970 nt
Organism: Pyrgilauda ruficollis (rufous-necked snowfinch)
Lineage: Eukaryota; Metazoa; Chordata; Aves; Passeriformes; Passeridae
Gene: THSD4
Product: thrombospondin type 1 domain containing 4
Exons: 18
Coding region: 252-3272 (1006 amino acids)
Biological process (GO): extracellular matrix organization
Cellular component (GO): extracellular matrix
Molecular function (GO): metalloendopeptidase activity
Source: RefSeq, a predicted model, not a curated record